ACACCCACGUUCUUUUUGUCCGUUUAAUAUUUUGGCCGGUAUUUUCUGUCACUACCAUCUUCACCAUUUCGAUUUUCGAACUUCUCUAUUCAAACAGAGCUCGGAAAGUAAAGGAUUUUCCUGGGAAACAAACAGUACAACCGGAGAUUCAACAUUAAUGGCAACAACAACCACCUUCGAUCCCAAAACCCAAAUUUACACAUCCCCAAGACCACCCAUCAACAUACCCACAGAACCAAAUCUCUCUCUUACCUCGUUCCUCUUCCAAUCAAUCUCUAUUAGUUCUUCGCCACAAAACACCGCCCUCGUUGAAUCCGAUUCCGACGAAGCUUUGACCUUUGACCAACUCAAAACCAAUGUCUGUAAGCUCGCUCAUUCUCUUCUCCACCACCUUAGACUCUCUGCAAACGACGUUGUUUUAAUCCUCUCUCGUAACUCCAUUCACUUGCCCGUUUGCUUCCUCGCCGUCGUCUCUCUCGGCGCAAUCUUCACCACCGCAAACCCUGCUUACACGCCGGCCGAAAUUUCUCACCAGUUCAAUGACUGUAAUCCAAAGCUCAUCAUCACAACACCCGAUCUUCUCCAAAAAGUCAAACAAUUCAACGUCCCUGUACUCCUCUUAAAACCCAUUAAAACCCCGUUGCUAAAGACUGAUGAUAAUGUUUUCCUUUACGAAAACUUACUGGAACUGGCUGGCUCGGUAAAUGAGCUUCCAGAGAUUGUUGUGAAACAGAGCGAUGUUGCCGGGUUUCUUUACUCAUCGGGUACGACGGGGAUGAGCAAGGGAGUGAUUUUAACUCACGGAAAUUUUAUAGCGGCGGCUCUUAUAGCGACGGCAGAUCAGGAGCGUUACAAAGAGGAGAGAAACGUGUUUUUGUGUGUUGUCCCGAUGUUUCACGUGCUGGGUUUAUCGGUAAUAGUGUACGCGCAGCUGAGGAGAGGGGACAAGGUCGUGUCGAUAGAAAAGUUCGAGCUUGAGAAGCUGUUGAGGUGCGUGGAGAAGCAGAGGGUUACUCACUUGUACAUGGUGCCGCCAUUGAUGCUUGCGCUGGCCAAGAAGAGGAAGUUGAUGGAAGAGUAUAAUCUGUCGUCGUUGAAAGAAAUCGUGUGCGGUGCGGCGCCGGUGUCGAAGGAGAUGAUGGAGGAGUUGGCUAAGAAAUUGCCUCGUGUUCCUAUUCUUCAGGGAUAUGGAAUGACAGAGACAUGUGGGAUGAUUGCACAAGAAUAUGCAAAACAAGAGUCUCCUUACCAUUCUGGCUCCACUGGAAUCCUUGCUUCCACAUUUCAAUCCAAAAUAAUUUCAGUCUAUUCCUCUAAAGCUCUGCCACCCAAUCAACUAGGAGAAAUAUGUGUUCGAAGCCCCAGUAUCACUCAAGGUUAUCUUAAAAAUCCACAAGCAACGAAGUUAACCAUAGAUGAAGAAGGGUGGUUACAUACAGGAGAUCUUGGAUAUUUUGAUGAAGCUGGAAGAUUGUUUGUUGUGGAUCGAAUAAAAGAACUUAUCAAGUGUUAUGGCUAUCAGGUUGCACCCUUCAAAAGAUUGCGUAAGGUAAGUUUCGUAGCUCAUAUCCCAAAAUCAGCUUCAGGGAAGAUCCUAAGGAGAGAGGUUAGAGACAAAGUUAGAUCGAAAAUUUAA
This is a messenger RNA of Carica papaya (papaya), 1636 nucleotides long. The record is from RefSeq and is a predicted model, not a curated record. Lineage: Eukaryota; Viridiplantae; Streptophyta; Magnoliopsida; Brassicales; Caricaceae.